AUGCCAAACGACAGAAGCAGAUGCUUGUCCUGUCGAGCGCUGCAUGCUAAAUGUACGACUGACCCGGGCCAACGAGUUUGUUCGCGAUGCCGCACUCUGGGUAAAUCGCAGUGCAUCUUUGAAACAACUCAGUUCAAAUUAUGCAAGUCCACAACGAUAGCCGCACAACGUACCGACUUCAUCUAUCGCCCAUCGCAACCAUGGGUUCCAACAGACUGGAAGCUAGCUUUUGUCUUCGAGACUGGCGACGGUCUGGAGAAUAUCGUGCAAACAACAGAAGACGAGUCGAUCGGUGCUUCGGAAAAGGAGGUAUGCACCAGUGAGCAAUUCCCGAAUCCUCAUAGCGACAGAGAUACUGCCCCAAACAGACCCACAGAGUCGGUGAACGCAGCAUCAGAAUCUACUUGGGCAGAACCUCUACACAGUGCCAUAGAGCUUCUAAAUCGUCAACAGCAUAGACCCCCGCAAAUACACGAUUCACCUGAGCAGAUCAUGUCUGCCACGCCUGCAUCAUCAUCAACCAUCCUAUCAUUACCUACAACUCUAGAGGCAGAGGCUUCUCCGGCUGGCACGAGUAUAACAUCUUUCGAGCAUCAGGAUUCUCGUUCCCACACUUCUGGUUCUACAGAUAUCACUACAUCUUCGAUGCGGCCGCUUACGCAUCGUGAAGCAAUCCUCAUUCAUUAUUUCAUCUCCGUGGUCUCACCUUGGCUUGACGUACUACAAGACGUCCCACGUUUUGCCCAAGAAGUGGCCCAAAGAGCCACCAAGUCUCCUAUGCUGCUUUAUGCGAUACUAGCAGCAUCAUCUCGGCACCAGUCACUUGGGAACAACAACUGGCAAGAAGCUUCGGACUAUCUCGGCAAAUGCCUGAAACUAGUCAUUCAGGCUCUUUCACAUCCAGAGGACUGCCACAGCGAUAACCUGCUGAUAACUGUCGUUUGCUUGAGACUCUACGAGUUGUUUAGUCAUGAGACCUUUAGCGCUCUUCACUUGGAUGGACUUGCUUCCCUCUCAAGCGCGAUGCCCGAUUUUCUGAAAGAUGGAGGGUUGGCAGAAGCAGCCGCUUGGAUAGCUCUUAGACACGACGUUUUCAUUGCCAUGAUGAGCAAGCAAGCUCCGAAAUUCAGGCUCGAGGACUUUGAUCAUUCGAGUGUAUUCCAAAGGCGCGCAGACCCUGGUGGCAAGGCUUACAAAAUUAUCCUGAUAUGGGCAAAGAUCUUACGACAUUUGUAUUCGACAGAUCUGAGCGGUCUUUCCACCACUUGGCAAGGCCUUGAAGAUGCUGUCAGUGAUUGGUAUGCUAAGAAAGGAUUUCAGCCUAUAUUCCAACAAGACGCAAAUGUGGACCCCGAUCAACCAUUUCCAAUUAUCAGCAUGAUCAAUGCACCGCAAGUCAUCGCCCUCGAGUUUUACUACAUCUGCCAAGUAUACCUCUACCUGUACAAACCCCGCACCUUGCAACAGGAUACAUCCACUACUACACAAGAAGACCGGCAUAGAGCUGCGAACGACUCGAUAUGCUCCAUCAUCGGCCUCGCCUCCUCUAACGCCUGGGUUGACGAUGCAAACUUUCCCGCUUGCCAUAUCCUAAUCACAUGCGGACAUCACAUCACAGAUCCACUACAGCGAGAUCAUGCGCUUCGAUUCUGUAACCACGUCAGUGAACACUUUGGAUACCGCACCAACAGGACGGCGGCUAUGUUGAAAUAUCAAUGGGCCGAGCACGACGCUUCGGAGAGCUGA
Messenger RNA from Aureobasidium namibiae CBS 147.97, 1746 nucleotides. RefSeq lists its product as uncharacterized. NCBI's taxonomy places the organism in Eukaryota, Fungi, Ascomycota, Dothideomycetes, Dothideales, Saccotheciaceae. Gene Ontology annotation, cellular component: nucleus. The record is from RefSeq and is a predicted model, not a curated record. The coding region runs from base 1 to 1746 and encodes 581 amino acids. Gene Ontology annotation, biological process: positive regulation of transcription by RNA polymerase II. The transcript is spliced from 4 exons. Gene Ontology annotation, molecular function: DNA-binding transcription factor activity, RNA polymerase II-specific; transcription cis-regulatory region binding; zinc ion binding.